Molecule: messenger RNA, 583 nt
Organism: Etheostoma spectabile (orangethroat darter)
Lineage: Eukaryota; Metazoa; Chordata; Actinopteri; Perciformes; Percidae
Product: lymphocyte antigen 6D
Exons: 3
Coding region: 94-321 (75 amino acids)
Source: RefSeq, a predicted model, not a curated record
GUUGUAAACAAAGGCGGUUGUAUGUGAGGUAUGUGAUGUGUGCCAGUAUAAAAGUGACAGUGCGGGUGGUUUGUCCACAUACCAUCUGACAACAUGAAGGUCUUGCUUCUUACUUUGCUGCUCCUGCUGUGUAGCACUCAAGUGCUCACGCUGAGAUGCUACACCUGUGAAGGUGGUGAUCGCUGUAAGACGGAGACAGAUUGCCCACCAUCAGCUCAGUACUGCCAGACCAAGACCAACGGUGACGCAAUUUCUCGAACUUGUGAGGAAUUCUGUGCUGAAGACUAUUUCACAAAAUGUUGUGACAGCGACCUUUGCUGAGCCUGAAUCAUCCCUCGGUGUUUACUUUCACUUUCUCAUUAAUGAAAAUUGUCAAUGAGAAAGUACUUAAAUCUAAAUCUGGAAGUGAAAAAUGAUUUGUUAGAUUACAAUAUUUUCAUGUGAUUUUCCUGUCUUUCAUUUCUCUUGCUUUUAUUUUCAAUGAAAUCUACAAAUGUUGAAUUAUUUAGUCUCAUCUCAAAGGCAACUGUCCAACACACUGGUAGUAACAGCUAGGUUUUGAAAUAGUGCUGGUGGCAAGGAA